Messenger RNA from Xyrauchen texanus (razorback sucker), 3158 nucleotides. RefSeq names its product protein phosphatase 1 regulatory subunit 14A-like. Gene Ontology annotation, cellular component: cytoplasm. Lineage: Eukaryota; Metazoa; Chordata; Actinopteri; Cypriniformes; Catostomidae. The record is from RefSeq and is a predicted model, not a curated record. Gene Ontology annotation, molecular function: protein serine/threonine phosphatase inhibitor activity. Gene Ontology annotation, biological process: regulation of phosphorylation. The transcript is spliced from 4 exons. Bases 43 to 579 code for a protein of 178 amino acids.
GCACUAGGACCCUGCGGCAGAGCGCACUUUAUUGCACUCUGGAUGUUUCCGCGCUCCCUCGUGCCAGAGGGACGCACCUACUCUGCCAGAUACUUGAUCAAUUAUUUUUGUUCAAGUGUCUAUCCGACAGUCAGUAUGGAGAUGGCUGCGAAUCGUGUGGGGAGGCGGUAUAACAAUAAAGUCCACUCACCGAACCGAGGUGCCGGCAGGGAAGCUGGACUGAGCGUGCAGAAGAGACAAGCGCGUGUCACCGUAAAAUAUAACAGAAAGGAACUCCAGAGACGCUUAGAUGUGGAAAAGUGGAUAGAUACCGGACUUGACGAGAUGUAUUUGGGAAGGGAAGAUGAGAUGCCUGAGGAAGUGAACAUUGAUGAGCUACUGGAUCUACAGAGUGAUGAAGAGCGGACAAAGAAGCUGCAGGACAUCCUUAAUACCUGCAGUAACAACACAGAAGUCUUCAUCACAGAGUUGGUGAAUAAACUUCAUGGCCUCCAGAAACAAGAGGAUCUCCACAACAAUGGGAUUGAACAUCCUCAGCUUCACAUCUUCCCAGAUCGCCAGGGAUCCUCUGAAACUUAGAGACACAGAGCACCUUCCCAAAUGAACACAUACGUUACCUAUGACUGGUCAGUUUCCUGUUUAAAACAUGUUUAAUACUGGACAUCAGCAGUAUAUGUGCACAGAAAGGGAAAUUUUCCAGCUAUUUUUCACACUUUCAUUCACUUAAUCACCAUUUUGCCUAUAUAUUUUUAAUAGCUUCCCGCUCUUAAUUAAUCUACAAACAAAUAUAGAAAAACAAAGUUUAUCCGGUAAGAAUUUAUUCCUUGAUGCGUACAAGCGAAGUGUGAAAACUGUUUCACAAAUCACAAGCCCGAAGCCCAAAGCCGAAGCAACAUGUGAGUCUGAGCUCCACCCCGUCAAUCCUUAAGAAUUUCCACAGAAUCCCUCAACAGUGCAAAUGAAUGAGCAUCUAAAGUCAGAUUGUCAAAUUCAUCAGCCAAUCAGAUUGAUUUAUUUGUUCUUGGUGGUGUGAUAUUUAGGAUAUGUCCCGGUCGAGGCCUUCUAGCUGGCCUUGAGUGACGCAAUCACGCCUUAAGUGAUGUAAUUUUAAGUGAAGAGUGCAAGAUCUUGCUGACAGUUGGCUGUCACUGUCACAUCACCAUUGAGAAAGAGAUCCUUAUGGAUUUAAGGAUGCAUGACUGUGUGAUAGCUUAAUUUAUUAAACAGGAAAGAAGGACUGAUUUUCACUUCAAGUAAAUUGGUAAGUGUUUUUUGCAUUCUUAUAGCAACAUCAGGAGUGUAAAUAAAAAAUUAGGCUGCUGGAGCAUUCAGUGUCAGAUCAAGUUUUGAAAAGUUGUGCUGCAUUGCAUUCAACUCAGAAAGUCGGAUUUUACAACUUGAUAAGGAAAAGUGCAAUGGAUGCAUCUUUAAGUCAUAAUUACAUCUUGUAGGCUCGUGCAGAAAUUCUCAACAUAUUUCGCCGAGAUGCAGGGGCAUGAUGUCACACAAACAUGCCGACACUCAGGGAGAUAUACAAAGUAAGUGAUAAACAUUCACUUUAUUAAGUAAUAUCGAUAAAUGAGUCUGUUUCCACAUUACAUGAUAUUAAAGCUUGUUUAACAAACGCCUGCAGAAACGGGUGUAUAAAACAUAAUCUCUUUUGAUAAUCGUAAACCUGAAGCACAAAUGCUAGUGCUGCAGCAUUGUUUAUCAGUUGGGUUGCUAGGAGACAUCUCUAAUGAGAGUCAAACACUGCUAAGCUAACGGGAGCGCUGCAGUUCUGAAUAUCGGGGAAUGGAUUAUGGAGAUAUCAAGUAGGAAUAUCCCACAUCCAACUUGAAUGAAAUGCAGCAUAACCGUGUACCCUGAUGAAACGAAAUUAAUUGCAUGUGAUAAGGUGUCAUCCUUAUUUAAAUUUUUGUAUGUAUCGAAAAAUGAGAUGUACAUCCCUUUCACACUGAAAAAUGUGAAAGUGUAUUUAUUACCUUGAGGAGCUAUUUCUACCUGAUCUUACCUUCAGACAUUUACUGUCAGUGGUGUGACCCAAUAUAUUUAUGUUUAUUCAAAAAUAUUAAAUCAUUUAUUUGACUCAAAUUAAAUCAGUUAAAUUUAUAAGUUACCACAUGAAGUACAUUUUUAGUUAAAUUUAAGUAUCAACGCAUUUUUAUAGUGAUUGUUAUCUCUUUUUAUCUGUUAUUUUUUCCGUCUUUAGCAGUUGUUCUUUUCAAGUGUCGACCCAUGUGGACAGAUUUUUAUCAUGGAGAAUCUGUUGAUUUUUAGAUUAUAAUGACUAAGAUACAGAUUUGCCACAAUCGGGCCAAAGAUUGUUGUCACUGUGCUUUUUUUUAUUACAAAAUGGUUCUAAUGAUUCCCUGUUGUGAUAUUUAUCUGUAGAUGUUAGAUUUUGUAGAAUUAAUUUUUUUUACAAAAACAUUCUUGAAUAUCAGUGAAUGUUUUGCUGUUUAGAUUAACACUGUCAGCUUUAUCCAUUAUGUAUGUAGGACUUUUUGAAGGCUUGUUUUUAACCAAGGUGUUGUUAAUCAUUUCUUUUGCUGCUACUGUGUUAACUGCUCCAAGUUGAGAUAACUAAUAGUUAAACAACUGGUCAAAAUAAACAUUUCUAUUUGAUGAAAGUUAUAAAUUUUGAAGGAAUUACCAAGCAUUUAUAUUUUAGCGCUUUAUUCUUUGGUAUGCAUCAUGCACCAUUAUAUUUGUAUGUGCAACAGCUGUGUCAGCAAUUUAUCUUAUUGUGUUUUUUUUUUAGUAACUGUUUUCAGUUUUUCUUGUUUGCAGUUCCGUAUUUGUGACUCACAUUCCAACAAUAAUGAAUCAAAUGUAUUAUAUUUUAGUCAGCACACACUCAUUUUAAAGGCUGAACAUAAUACUAUUUAAAAAAAAAAAAAAACUUUUGCAUGAGUAUUUGAAUCUCAUUUGUGUUUUUUUUUUUUUUAUAUUCAAUGGAACAAAAGUGGUGGUAACAUGGAUAUUCAAUUAAUUUCUGAAGUAAUAAUGGGCUGUUUGUUAUAUUUUGUGGGGCCCUCCCAUAAAAAUGUAACCUGAUUUCUUUCAAAUAAAAGAAUAGCAUUCAAGCUAAGGGACACAGGAAUAAAUUAUGCUGUGUAAAUUAUCAUUGCCCAUUUCAUCGUUGUCAAAUAAAA